AUGAAUGCGGCGCUGGAGAGAGCGCAACUGGAGAUCCGGCUCGAGUCGCUGCGGAACGUCACGCCGUAUGUGUUACACAUGGUACUCUCGCUACUGGAGCUUGAGCUGGCGGCUGUGGCAGUCUCGGAGAUCCGCGCAGGCAAUGUGGCUGUGAAUGGCAAACGCCUGUCGCGUCCGUUGUCACGUGUCCAGUCUGAAACAUCCCCGUUGACAUUCUCCGAGUCGUUUGUACCGACGCCUGGGCCGCUGAUCUCGUUUCUGGACGCGAGACACGAAGGCAGCAUCGAGAGACCGGCUGGACCAGCGGCGGCGACGUCGCCGCCGCCGCUUGCUUCAGGCGCCCGGGACAGCACCCGCAACUUGUGGGCGACCUCCCCGAAGGCUCCUGUUGAGUCGCCGGACUCUACAUCAGGCGUCACGUCCGAAGCAGAUCUUGUCCCGCCGCUGACGGGCACGCAUCCGCUGCUGGUCUCGGUGCUCACUGCUGAACGCUACCCAGCGCUGGCUCCGCUACUGUGCGACGAGAAAGGGAGCGCAAGCGAGCCGUCGUCGGCGCGUGGGACGCGCAAGAUCGAAUAUGCGCCGCAGACCUCUGCUCGGUCAGCUGCCUCGGAGAUCUUUUCCUUCAACGCCAGCCAAGGCAGCAUCGCGUUGCAGUGCUCGGGCAGCACCGGGCUUUUGGGCUCGAUGGCGGAGCACUCGAGCAACCUGGACAACACAAUGGGACUUGUGGUCAACGUCGACGACGUCCAUUGCGCACCGCCCCACACCAUGUUUUCGGCAACAACGCCCGAGCUGUCUGCCUCGCAGCGCGAGAAAGCGCAUCGCACGGUCGAAACGCCGCCGCCGCCGGCCGGGCAUUUGCGGCAUAUAUGGCAGCUAGGCUCGGCUAUGUCGCUGGUGGCGUACCGCUACAUCCUGGCGACAGGCAUGCCGACCGAGGAGCGCUCAACGUAUAUUUGGUCGCUGGAGGAGUUUGACCUUGCCGAGAACCAGCUCUUCCACUUUCUUCUCACGGUCCAGGCCCACUACGAGGGCUACAUGGGCCAGUUUUUGGUCUCGCACACAUCGCCGCUCUUCGCGGAGCUGCUGGCGCCUGCACUUGUUUCGCAGUCGCAGGCAGGUGCGCGGCCGAGCGGAUCAGACACGGCAGACGGGCUGUCGAGCUCGGAGCCACAGAAGCCCGGCAGCACCCUUACUCCGGGCAAUGCCUGCACAUCGGGCGAGACGAGCAGUGACUCGGACGAGACCCGUCUAGUGGCCUCGGAGACCGACGAGGGUAGCGCGACUGACACGAUUGGCGAGCCGGGCUCGCGUACGAGAGGAAAGAGUCCCUUGAAGCGGGUUCGGCGAAACACCGUCUCGACUAUCCCGCGGGCAACGCCGCCGCAACGCCUGUCCGGGCGCCACGCGUGGAUGGCCAGCUCGUCAAGCUCGAGCUCGUCGCCGACGCGUGGGCCAAGAGAUUCGGACGAGUCCCACUCGGCGUCGUCGGUUCCUUCGCCUCGGUCAGCCACCUUUUCGGCUUCGGUCGAGCGGUCAUCAACCGAGUCACGAACUGACUCGGCAUCGUCGAGCGACACGUGUGUCGUCGACUCAUCGGCCUCGACCGACUCGAGCUGGUCGUCGAUGACAACGGUGACGGACCGGCCACUUGAGAACGAUGUUAUUCGGGCGAGUGAGUACUACACGCUCUCGUUCAUGACGUUCAAGGUGACGAUGGCAUCGUGGGUGGUCUCGACGCUCGACACCGCCGGUGUCACGCUCCCGUUUCCCGGAGUGGUCAACUACUUGCUGGAUGCGCCGGUCGACCCGCUGCGCAACGCGUGGAUUGUGCGGCUUAUGGCGGAGGCGAAGCUCAGCGAGGCGCUUGCGGCCAAGUCGGACGCCCUUCCUGAGCUUGCCCGGCCGGAGCCAGUGUCUGUUCUGGCAGCGUCUCAUGUGGCCCAAGAUGAGGAGGCCAUGGCUGUGGUGGCGCGCCGGGCGCGAGCCGAAGUCCGGGCGAUGUGUACCACGCUCUGUGGCCUCUUUGAGCUUGGCGUUGAGCCCAUCGAUGGCAGCGUACGGCGUGAGUGGCGGUUCGACGAGUCGUGGAUGCGGUAUGACCCGCGGCUGCGGGCAUUCAAGCCCGAAGCCGAUCCUGCGAUGCCGGUGUGGAGUGCAACAGGUGACGACUCCAAGUUUAUCUCGCCGCGGCUCACGUCGCGGCUCCCACUGUUUCUCUUCCAGGCGCUAGCGUGUGUGGCCCGGGCAGCAGACGAGGGCUACUGGCUCCCGCCGCGGGUGUACUGCUUUGUGGGCUCGGACGGUGGGGACACGGCGUUGGUGACAAGCGAGCGCGGGCGCGAGAACCGGCUUCCGCUUAUGGUUACGCUCACCGACGAAGAGACGGGCCUCUCGUUUGACAUCCGCACCAAGCGGGCGGUGCUCUCGCGCGAGGUGCGGUCGUCCGCUGAUCGGGCGCGCGCCAAGCGGUCGAUGGCACAGCGCGGGAUCGACCUCUCGUCGUACGAGUGGAUCGAUGUCAAGCUCGGUCUACUCUCGGUCCCACACGUCGGCUUUGUGUACCAUCCGGUACGGCAGCGGUUCAUGAUCCGCAACGUCAACUCGUGGCACGCCAACGAUACCUUUUAUGGCGGGCUCAAGCUCGCCGACGCCGAGCGGUUGGUCAAAGACGCCGAUGACUUGCUCGCGCUCGAGCUGGUCUCGGGCAAGGCGCUGGUGGUCAAGGCUGGUGCCGACGACGCUCAGGGUGGCGUGGUGUCGUUCCGAGUUACGUUUGAGCAGGGCGUGCGAAGCCACCUCGACACGGCGGAACGGUUGGCAUCCAAGCCGGGCCAAGUGGCGCGGCUGCAGAUCGGGCCGGACCCGCCGUCGCGGCUGCUAGCCUGCGUCCUUGCGCUUGCGCAGAACGCGUUUAUCGAUGCGGUGUGGGCAGCCGAGUGGCAAAAGCUGCUGCCGCUGGUUGCCGACGUGGCGCCGUACGCUGAGCUUGUCCCGCGGCUGGCGCCCGAGCUCCGCAUGGCCGACCUCGUCCCGUCUGCCGAGCUGCGUGAGUCUCAAACCCUGUCUUGGGCCGUCUCGGGCUACUUGGACGACGGCGUAGCCGACGUACCGGAGCCGCUGCGCUCGCGGGCGCAGGCCGUUCUUGUCUUUCUGCACCUCCAGCGUGUCGGUCUCCAGGCCGCGCACGACGGUCGGGAGCAAGGCUCGAUGGUCAGAUCGAGCGGGGUGGGCGCGCUCUCGGUGUCGAUGCCAACGUCGGUGGGGGAUCAGACGGCAUCGGACAUGAUGGUCAUGCAGCGGACCAAUGAUGGUGCGCCGCAGCGGCAGAGCCAGUGGCGUGGCAACUCGAUGAGCUCGUCGCUCGAGCUGCUCGAGGUGGAGAAAGAGAGCACUCGGCUCUUUGCGCUCUUUGCCUUUGCCACCAAGGUCCAGGCGCAGCACGUGGCGCUCGGGGUGUUGUGGCGGCUGCUGCAGGUUGUCAACGUGGAGAACAACGGGCUGGCCGGCAAGAAGAAGACGCCCGGCGAGCUGCGGGUGAAGUUGUUUGGCAAGUCGCUAGUGAGCGGUGCGGCAUGUGGAGGUAGAGGCAAGGCGGGCGGGCGGGUGCCGAGCCCGAGCCAGGCUCCGGUUGUCACCCUUGACGCCAAGUCGGAUCGAAUGGCCAAGCUCAAGGCGCGGCGUGCGGCGCGGGCCAAGGAGCGCAAGGAGUCCGAGCGGGCGUCGCGCGGGCACGACGGGGUGCAGCUGAGUGCGGCGCUGGCUGCGUCGAACGGGGUCUCUCCCUCGGGGCCGGCGCCUGUGGCGGGUGCGGUUGGGCCGGUUGUCCUCGGCUCGUCGCUCCUCGACUCGGCCAAGAUGGCGGCGAGUGUGCGGUUUUUCAGUGAGGGGCGGUUUGGCGGCGAGACAGUGCUCCAUCACGCUGUUCGCGGGCAGAUGAUUGACGUUGUGCACUACAUCCUCGCGUUAGGCAUUGUGUCUGUGAAGGAGCGGAACAACUCGGGCUUCACCGCGCUGUACACUGCCGCGAUGCUCGGCAACACACGCCUGAGCGCAAUGCUGCUGCUUGCCGGCUCGCGGGUGGACGAGGCGUGUGGUCUCAACCACGAGACGACCAUCUUGCACGAGGUGGCGCAGGCCAACUUGCUGGAGAUUAUGGCACUGAUUGUGGAGCUCACAGACGAUACCAAGUACGGAGUGCUCGAUGCGCACGGGCGGACGGCGCUGCAGCUCGCGGGCUCGGUGGAGAUGACCAACGUGCUCAAAGCCAUGACGCCACAGCUUCCGCCCAACUUUAACGUUAUUGACUUUUCCGAGGUCCUGAUCGGCCCGCGGCUCGGCGAGGGUGGGUUCUGCACCGUCUACGCCGGCAAGUACUCCGGGUGGGAGGUUGCGGUGAAGCAGAUGAAGGUGACUGUCGACGAGCAGCUGCGUGACCCGGAGAUGACAACGACGUUUAUCCGCGAAAUCGGGUUCCUCACCAAGCUUGUCCACCCCAACGUGGUGCGGCUCUACGGCGUGUCGCAGGGCGAGAAGCCUGCACGGUGGCACAUUGUCACCGAACUGUGCGAGAACGGGACUCUGGCGCGGUUGCUGGACCGUGCGGCGACGCUCGCGUGGUCGACGCUGCACAUGGUGGCCAUGGACGUGGUCCGGGCAAUGGCAUAUCUACACACACGCGCUCCGGUCGUCUUUCACUGCGACAUUAAGCCGUCGAACAUCCUGCUCGACCGCUCGCUGAGGGCGCGGCUCUCGGACUUUGGCCUCUCGCGAGAGGACGAGGCAGCCGACGACAAGGCUCAGCCGUCGCAGAGCCUGGUGGGCACGGUGCGAUACAUUGCGCCCGAAGUUAUGUCCAAUGGUGUCGGCUCGUACUCGCGCAAGGCAGACGUCUUUUCGUUUGGCGUCAUGCUGUGGGAGAUGAUGUUUGCCUACGUCCACGGCACCCACAUCCUGCCGUACGACACGAUGAGCGGGCCUUCGGCGCCCGACGCGCCCAAGCCUGCCGGUGAGGGCGCAACACUCGACUCACACCUUGUUCUCCUCAUCUCGACUAACGAGGUUGUCCUCGACAUGAGCGGUCUGCCCAAGGGCGCGGUCGAGCUCCUCCAGAAGCUCAUUCAUCCCUCGCCAAGCGUCCGCCCGCUGUUCUCCGAACUCGGCGACAUGCUCGCGGCGGUGGAGAAUGUGCGGCGGCUGUAAAGUGGCGUCAUUGUCGUG
Thecamonas trahens ATCC 50062 is the source of this 5223-nucleotide messenger RNA. Its product is annotated as TKL protein kinase. The record is from RefSeq and is a predicted model, not a curated record. Gene Ontology annotation, molecular function: ATP binding; protein binding; protein kinase activity. NCBI's taxonomy places the organism in Eukaryota, Apusomonadida, Apusomonadidae. Gene Ontology annotation, biological process: protein phosphorylation. Bases 1 to 5205 code for a protein of 1734 amino acids. The transcript is spliced from 2 exons.